Trichomonas vaginalis G3 is the source of this 2487-nucleotide messenger RNA. RefSeq names its product rRNA processing. Gene Ontology annotation, molecular function: protein binding. The record is from RefSeq and is a predicted model, not a curated record. Gene Ontology annotation, biological process: rRNA processing. Gene Ontology annotation, cellular component: small-subunit processome; Pwp2p-containing subcomplex of 90S preribosome. The transcript has a single exon. NCBI's taxonomy places the organism in Eukaryota, Parabasalia, Trichomonadida, Trichomonadidae. The coding region runs from base 1 to 2487 and encodes 828 amino acids.
AUGUUUGAUUGCUUUGACUACGCUAAAGAUAUUGGCCAGAUAUGUAAUGAAAUUCCAUUCACCAUGAAUACUGCUGGUGAUUAUACUUUUCUUUCCGUUGCUGUUGAGAGAAAUUUUCAUGUAUAUUCCGCAAAAGAGCUUAAGCUUAACUUUGAAGGAAUAAAUCAUCAGGAAAAGAUCACACAUAUUGCAGCUGAUUCUUCACGCAUAUUUACAUCAACAGAACACUUCUUACGAUCAACAAUUCGUUCAACAAACGAAUAUCAAGAAAUAGAGCUAGACGAACCAAUCGAAGUUCUCGAAGCAUGCCAAGGAAUUCUAUUGGCUGCAUCAGGAAAUGAGCUUACAGCAUAUAAACCAAUAAGUCUCGAUGAAAUUUUCACAAUCGAUUGCGAAAAGCACAUUACUGCCAUCUGCCAUCCAAAAGCAGCCCUCAACAAAGUCAUUGCUGCAUAUGAUGAUGGCUCAUUUGAUUUGUGGAACGUAAAUCGUCAACAAUUAAUCUUCCAUUUCGAAGGUUUUGACUCACCAAUCAUUAAAAUCAUUCAAUCACCUGAUAAAGACACACUCGGAUAUGCAACAAUGGAUGGAAGACUUAUUUUCCACAACUUUGUUUACAAUAAAGAGUUAUUCGCAUUCCAGCAUACAGAUCUCGUGUGCGGAUAUUCAUUCCGUACCGAUGGCCUUGCUCAUAUUGCUGUAGGUCUUGCAAAUGGCGAUCUUAUUGUCUGGAAUUUGAAUGACCAUCAAAUUUUAGCAAAAUUAGCACACGCACACGAUGGUUCAAUCACAUCAGUUCAUUUCUUACCAGGAACAAACCUUCUUAUCACAGGAGGAUCAGAUAAUGCGAUCAGACAGUGGAUUUUAGAUCCAGAUUGCGCCGAUUUCGUAAGAUUAUUCCGUGCUCGAUUAGGCCAUAGCGUUCCACCUACAGCAGCAGCUUUUGCUGACGUUGCAGGAACAGUUCAAUUGAUUACAGCCUCAGGAAACGGCCGCGUCAUCAGUAUGAACCCAUUCCUCGAGACAUCAGCCCAGAUCCUUUCUACAUCCCAACUUAAUGUGAACCAGCUCAAAUUCCCGAUUUCGGCCAUGGCAACUACAAAUUCACACAGAUUCUGCUCGGCUGCCACCGUACAUGAAGGUUCUAGCCUUGUCAUGCUCUGGGAUGCCGAAAACAAGCGCUUUUCCGGUAGAUGCUUAACCGCGAUGCCAGAACAUGGUGUAAAUAUCGACAACGACCAAGGAAUUGCGUUCAACAAGCUCACAGCACCUAAUAAGGCUACUUGUGUCUUCUUGACUCGUUGUGGUAAUUUCGCAAUUGUAGGCGGAAAACAAGGAAACGUUGAAGUUUUCAUAACGCAGAGUGCAAGAAGGAAAGGAGCUACAGACCGUCCACACGAAGCACCAGUUGUUUUCACUCACGUUGACCCUGUAAAUACAAGAAUCGUCAGCGGAAGCGAAGAUGGCUUAGUUCUUUUCCAUACUUUCGACAGCCGCUCAUAUAUUGGUGAAAUGAACCUAUCCGGUCCCAUCAAAUCAUACGCGUCCCAUCCAAAUGGAGAAUUAAUUGCAGUAGGUCAUGGAAAAAGUGACAUUACGAUUAUCGAUACAUCGACACGAAAAAUCGCAAGAAAAUUCAGCAAUGCCGAUGCGAAGACAAUGAUAUUCUCACACGAUGGCCGCUUUUUAUUUGUUGGAACUCCUUCAAACGACGUUCAUUUAUUUGAUAUCAUCACAGCCACGUUAAUACAGACCGCCAGAUCAGAUUCUCCUGUCCAAUCAUUCGCCGUCCAUCCAAAUGGCGAAUUAAUUGCAACUCUUCAUGUUGGAAAAGUUGCAACAAGAUUAUGGAGAUUCUGCCCUCAAAAGAUCACAAGAGCUGAAGGUGUUUCAGCUGCUGUUGCUGCUGAUCACUCCAAUUUUGCUAGAUACAGUGAUCUUCCUUUAGAUAAGAUGAAGAAAUUAGUAAAUCCUCCUCGCGAUCCAUUAAGACGCGCCAAAGUUGCCAAGCAACUUCCUUUCUUCCUUUCUGCGCUUGAAGAUGCUAAAUAUAACAACCAGAACGAAGAAAUGGACGAAAAAGAAUUCGAUGAAAUUCUUUCUGACAGACCACAAACUAAUUUUGUCAGAAAACUCUGCGAAGACGAAAAGAAGGGAGAUUACGAAGAGUCCAUUAAAGAGAUCAUCUCAAUGGACAAUGAUUCUAUACAGACAGAAGUUGCGGCACUUGGAAUUGGCGAAGGUGUCGAUGAAAGACUUUUGUUCGCAAAGAUGUUGUUGUGGGGUGUGAAGAGCCGCAAAGAUUUCGAGGCAAUACAAGGAAUUCUCGCGGUUUUCUUGAAGGAACACAGCUACACAACAUCGGAUUCAAAGGAUAUUAGAAAUGUCCUUAAAGAACUCCUUGUUGCACAGAAUGAGGUUAUCAAAUUCCUUGAGGAUGACCAACCUCACGCACUUUGUUUAGCACAAACAUUGAAUAGAGCAUAA